GUUUGUUCUCAUGUACUCGCAGCUCGCUCGCGACGAGUAGGGGAUUUCGCGUGCCGUGGUCGAAUUUCGCGCCACUACACCGACGUGGUCGAUCGGAAAUUCCAUCCACAUAGUUUCACAACGUCGAUUAAGUCAUUCAAUCCCGAAUGGAACGGAUUUAUCUGAUUAAAUAAAUAAGUCGACGGAUUGUUUUGCCAGUUAGUUCCAGUCUGAAGUUUCCCUUUGCAUUGUUCCCGGCUCGUCAGCGGCUACAUUGUGUCUAUUUAAUUUUCCGAUAAUUUCGCAGCAUAAUAAUGAUUACCUUAAUAGUCUUCACCUGCGUCUUGGCUACAGCCUUAGCCCAAAGGCCGUCUUUCGCUGGCACCAGAGUAAUAGGGGUGCCCGACUUGCACCCGAGUUUUAGGAAAAAUGAACCAGAGGAUUCCCAAUUUACGUCACCGGCAAUCGCCAGCAGAUUUGGAGAAGCUGACGGUACGACAAUCAGGAUACCAGUGGACGCUAGAGGAGAUGUGAAGCUGGUGAAUCGAUUGAACACCUGGCCAGAGGAGAACAGGCCGUUUUGGCUGACCAAUUACGAGAUAAUCGAGAGCCAAAGAGGCAAACCUGGUGGUAAGAAAAUCUUGGUAAUACUAGUUUGCUUCGCCUCAUCAGCAAUUUGCCAAAGACCCAUUUUAGCGGGUAUGCAACAAGACGGCGUGCAUCCUUUGUUCAAACAAAAGCAAACCCAAACUGAACAAAUUAAUUUAAACAGCACAUUCGGAAAAACCGGUGGAUCGACCUUCCCAUUACCAGUCGAUGCCAGAGAAGAUUUCAAUCUCGUCAAUCGUCUGAACGAUUGGUCGGAUAAGAACAUCAAGACCUUCUGGUUGGUCAAUCAUAAGAUUAUCGAACAUCUGAGAGGCACUCAGAGUCAAGGUUGGUACUGCUUCUACUUCACACCAUACAAUGGCUACAAUGCAUACAAUGCCUACAAUGCCUACAAUGCCUACACCGCCUACUAUGCCUACACCACCUACAAUGCCUACACCACCUACAAUGCCUACACCGCCUACAAUGCCUACACCACCUACAAUGCCAACACCGCCUACAAUGCCUACACCGCCUACUAUGCCUACACCACCUACAAUGCCUACACCCCCUACAAUGCCUACACCACCUACAAUGCCAACACCGCCUACAAUGCCUACACCACCUACAAUGCCUACACCACCUACAAUGCCUACACCACCUACAAAUCCUACACAGCCUACACAACCUUCACAUCCUACACAGCCUACACCACCUACACCACCUACACCGCCUACACCACCUACACCACCUACACCACCUACACCGCCUACACCGCCUACACCGCCUACACCGCCUACACCGCCUACACCACCUACAGCGCCUACACCAGCUACACCACCUACACCACCUACACCACCUACACCACCUACACCACCUACACCGCCUACACCGCCUACACCUCCUGCACGGCCUACAAAUCCUACAAAUCCUACAAAUCCUACAAAUCCUACAAAUCCUACAAAUCCUACAAAUCCUACGCAUCCUUCACAUCCUACACAUCCUACUCAUCCUACACAACCUACACAGCCUACUCAGCCUACGCAGCCUACACAGCCGACACAGCCUACUCAGCCUACACAUCCUACACAUCCUACACAUCCCACAUAUCCCACACAUCCUACAUAUCCGACACAUCCUACCUAUCCUACUCAUCCUACACAACCUACACAGCCUACACAGCCUACUCAGCCUACUCAGCCUACACCUCCUACACAUCCCACACAUCCAACACAUCCUACCCAUCCUACACAUCCUACACAUCCUAUACAUGA
This is a messenger RNA of Phyllotreta striolata, 1841 nucleotides long. NCBI's taxonomy places the organism in Eukaryota, Metazoa, Arthropoda, Insecta, Coleoptera, Chrysomelidae. The record is from the annotation of a GenBank genome assembly.